Messenger RNA from Apiotrichum porosum, 1998 nucleotides. RefSeq names its product Cell death protease (gene KEX1). The record is from RefSeq and is a predicted model, not a curated record. The coding region runs from base 1 to 1998 and encodes 665 amino acids. Gene Ontology annotation, cellular component: trans-Golgi network. Gene Ontology annotation, molecular function: serine-type carboxypeptidase activity. The transcript has 11 exons. Gene Ontology annotation, biological process: apoptotic process; proteolysis. NCBI's taxonomy places the organism in Eukaryota, Fungi, Basidiomycota, Tremellomycetes, Trichosporonales, Trichosporonaceae.
AUGAAUCCCCAGCUCGACGCGCGCGCACGCGUCCAGCGCUCCCCACUCCCCUAUGUCCUCUCCGACGUCGACGUGCGCGCAGAGUCGUCGCGAGCCCAGCAGCGCAGGGCAGGCUUGAUGCCACGAGCUCCCAACCCCUCCGCAGCCGAGUUCUUCGUCCCCGGACUUCCGGGUGUGCCGGACCUCGCCAGCCAUCCAACUCACCCCGUCAACCUGUAUGCUGGCGAGCUGGCAUCCUAUCCUGGCGAGGGCAAGGGCGGUGGCGAAGGCGCGGUGGGAAAGGACGCGCAGAUCUUCUUUAUGAUGGCUCGUGCCCGGCGGUCGGCAGGUAAACAGCGUGUCAUCUUUUGGUUCAACGGUGGCCCAGGCUGUUCGUCAUUUGACGGCUCGCUCAUGGAGGUCGGCCCCUUCCGCACUGUCCCCGCCAAGGAGACCGAGAGUGGACAGGCCGAGAUCCGUCUCGUCGAGGGCGGCUGGGAGGAGUUUGCGACCAUUGUGUUUAUUGACCAGCCGCCCGGCACUGGAUUGUCCUACGUCCCGACCGAGGGAUACGUGCACGAGUUGGACGAGGCGUCUCAACACCUCAUCCACUUUAUGACCAACUUUUACAAGGUCUUCCCCGAGCUCGACGGCGUGGAUACCUACCUUGCUGGAGAGUCGUAUGCUGGCCAGUACAUUCCUUACUUUGCGACCAACUUGCUCAAGACGGACCAGCUGCCCAAGCUCCAGUUCAAGGGUAUCGCCAUUGGUAACGGCUGGAUCGACCCGCUGCGCCAGUACCCCGCCUAUGCCGAGUUUGCGUACAACAAGGGCCUCAUUAAGAAGGGCACCGACGCGGCCAAAGAGCUCGAGGCGGUCUUGGAAGCAUGCAACGUCGAGAUUGCAAAGUACACCGACCCCUUGAACACGCCCAUCAACAUCAACGUCUGUGAAGGUGUCAUGAGCAGGGUGACGGAUCCAUUUACCGAGACACUAAACGGCAAGAAGCAGUGCAUGAACAUUUACGACAUUCGCUUGAUGGACGACUUCCCCGCAUGUGGCAUGGGAUGGCCGCCAGACCUUCCGGACGUCUACGACUUCCUUGGCCGCAAGGACGUGGUGCAUGCGCUGCACGCCGACGUCCAUGUCCCCGCUUGGGUCGAGUGCGACGGCCGUGUCGGCUCGUCGUUGAGCAACCGCAAAUCGCCCGCUGCCGUUCACCUCAUCCCUGGCAUUGUCGAGGCUGGUGUCAAGGUUCUCAUGUUCGCGGGCGCCGAGGACCUCAUCUGCAACCACGUCGGUAUCGAGAACAUGCUCGACGUCAUGGAGUGGAACGGCGAGACUGGAUUCGGCAACGCGACUGCCCAGAACUGGUACGUCAACGGCACCCAGGUCGGCACGUGGACCACCGGACGCAACAUGUCCUAUGCGCUUGUCUACGACUCGAGCCACAUGGUCGGCUUUGACGUCCCGCACGUCACCAACGACAUGAUCAUGCGGUUCAUGGACGUUGACAUUUCGCUCAUGCCCGGUCUCACGGGUGCCACCACGUCCAAGAUUGGCGACGACGAGCGCCCCGCCGUCCAUUUCGGCGAACCCCCAGACGACGGCGGCAUGCCCCUCCUCAAGGGCGGCACUGGCGACUGGGAAAGCUGGUACAACGCCAUCUCGGCCGUCCUCAUCCUCCUCACGCUCAUCGGCAUCGUCGGCCUGUACCUGUACUUCCGCCGCCGCCGCCUCGCGAUGGGUGGUGGCCGCCUCGCGCUCGGCUCGUCCCGCCGCUCGCCGCGCGGACUCGGCCACGGCCACUCGCGCUCGGUUGACGACGACAGGGAGGAACGAGUGCCCCUGGCCGGCGCGGACGAGUAUGAGCUCGACGACACGCUCAACGGCCAUUCUGGCAGCGGCAGCCUCGACUCGAACGGCAAGGGAAAGGGCAAAGCUAGGGAUUCGAUGGAGGACAUGGAGCGCGGCGAGACCGUGUUCGCCCUCGGCGAGGAGGACGACCAUGAAAAGUGA